AAUCUCCUUGGCCAAGGGGAUAUCUUCUUGGCCAAGUAGAACUCUUUACUGGUGGGGUAGAACAUGUGCUCGGGUGCCGUACCCGUAUCCUACCGGUCAGUAUAUUGCCACACCCGAGUAAGCUUCGAGUUUGCUCCACAAGACACUUACCCCACCAACCUUGCUAUAUGUACCUCUGACUUCAUCUCUCCUUCCACCCCGUCCCAUCAACAAAUCCACUUUCAGUUCCUUGCUCCAUCCUCUCUACCUCUCAUCCAAACACCGACCACCAUUGCCAUCGGAAUUCCCAAUCAGUGCUUCGACUCAAAGUUAUGCCUCGCCGUAUAGCUACUCACGCCAACUCCUGGUACGUCGCUGACAAGCGUAAGCUCGAUAAUCAGCUAAAUGCGUGGAUCAAGAUAGCGGGCUCGGAGGAUUGCGGAAUCCCAGAGUUUCCUGUUUCAAAUGCGAGGAUCAUUAUGGCACCACAUGCUGGUUAUAGUUAUUCCGGUGCUACUGCUGGAUUCGCCUACAAGGCAUGGGAUCUUUCCCAAGCGACUCGAAUCUUCAUCUUGGGACCUGCUCACCAUGUUUACAUCAAUGGCUGCAGUAUCUCUGGCUGCGACUCCUAUGAUACGCCUCUCGGAGAGCUCACUCUAGACUCCGAGCUUCUUCGAGAGCUAGCAAGCACGGGAAAGUUCACUUGGCUCUCCUUGAAAGUGGAUGAAGAUGAACAUAGCAUCGAAAUGCAUCUUCCAUAUAUCUAUAAAGCUAUCGAGCGUGCUGGGAAAUCACACAAAGACGUCAAAAUUGUCCCGAUCGUCGUCGGAAGCAUCUCGACCGCUCAAGAGAAAGCUUACGGGACGCUUCUGAAGCCCUACCUUGAGGAUCCACAGAAUGCUUUUGUCAUUUCUACAGACUUUUGCCACUGGGGUGCACGUUUUUCGUACACGGGGUACUUCCGUGAACUGCCCACUCAUGACAACCCCAAUCCUGAGUUCAUCCACCUCAAGGAGCAUGGCGUCCAGGCCAUCAGGCACCCCCUUCAUAAGUCCAUUAGGGCUUUAGACCACGAAGGUAUGGUAGCGAUUGCCACUGGAAAGCAUAGCGAAUUUUCCUCCUAUCUAUCGAAAACCAAAAACACUAUUUGUGGAAGGCAUCCCAUUGGGGUGAUAAUGGCUGCGGCGGAGCUCAUGUUUGGUGAAAACAAGGGAAGCAACUUGGGGAAGUUUAGGUAUCUCUAUUACGCUCAGAGUGAGGCACUCGAGGACGUUAAUGGGAGCAGUGUAAGCUAUGUGAGCGGUUUUAUGGAGAUGCCAUAGCUAUAUCUCUUGUCUGUUAUAACUCGACUUGUAAAUUUCGCUUUAUAGGAGUGGAGUUGAGAUACAGUUCAAUGGAUGGGCUUUUUGCCAGCAAUGGAUAUCCUG
This is a messenger RNA of Tuber melanosporum (Perigord truffle), 1406 nucleotides long. RefSeq lists its product as uncharacterized. The coding region runs from base 312 to 1301 and encodes 329 amino acids. The transcript is spliced from 4 exons. The record is from RefSeq and is a predicted model, not a curated record. NCBI's taxonomy places the organism in Eukaryota, Fungi, Ascomycota, Pezizomycetes, Pezizales, Tuberaceae.